Messenger RNA from Calypte anna (Anna's hummingbird), 1487 nucleotides. RefSeq names its product ovotransferrin. The coding region runs from base 93 to 1472 and encodes 459 amino acids. Gene Ontology annotation, biological process: antibacterial humoral response; iron ion transport. Gene Ontology annotation, cellular component: extracellular region; plasma membrane; early endosome. The transcript is spliced from 11 exons. Lineage: Eukaryota; Metazoa; Chordata; Aves; Apodiformes; Trochilidae. The record is from RefSeq and is a predicted model, not a curated record.
AAGGGGCUUGGGAGCCAUCAGAGCCCUGGAGGGGACAGUCUGUGACCAAGGCUGCCGCACCCCCUCCUCGGCACCCGACUCCCUCCUCAAGCAUGAAACUCCUGCUCUGCACCGUGCUGUCCCUCGGGAUAGUGGCUGUGUGUUGUGCUGCUACCCAAAAGGCCAGCAUCAGGUGGUGCACCAUCUCCUCUGCAGAGCAGAACAAGUGCCUCAGCCUCAGGGAGCUGAUGCAGCAGGAGACCGUGGCCCUGAACUGCCUGCAGAAAGCCACCUACCUGGACUGCAUCAAAGCCAUCUCGAAUAAUGAAGCAGAUGCCAUCAGCCUGGAUGGGGGGCAUAUUUUUGAGGCAGGCCUUGCCCCCUACAAGCUGAAGCCCAUUGUUGCUGAGGUCUACGAGCACAGUGGAGGCUCCACCACCAGCUACUACUCGGUGGCCGUGGUGAGGAAAGGAACAGGCUUCACCAUCAACGAUUUGCAGGGCAAGACCUCCUGCCACACAGGCUUGGGAAGGUCUGCUGGCUGGAACAUCCCCAUUGGGACACUCCUGAGCCGGGGAAACAUCAAGUGGGAAGGCAAAGACUCGGGGUCCAUCGAGCAAGCUGUGGCCAAUUUUUUCUCUGCCAGCUGUGUGCCUGGGGUCACCACCGAACCCAGACUCUGCCGUCAGUGCAAGGGGGACCCCAAAACCAAAUGCUCCCGCACAGCACCUUAUUCUGGAUAUUCUGGAGCUUUUCUCUGCCUGAAAGAUGGAAAAGGUGACGUGGCUUUUGUGAAACACACAACUGUUCAAGAAAAUGCCCCUCAGGAGAAGGAUGAGUACGAGCUGCUGUGUCUGGAUGGCAGCCGCCAGCCCGUGGACAACUACAAGAGCUGUCACUGGGCCAGGGUCCCUGCUCAUGCUGUGGUCGCCCGAGAUGACAGCAAGGUUGAUGACAUCUGGAGCUUCCUCUCAAAAGCACAGGAGAAAUUUGGUGUGGGCACCUCUGGCAACUUCCAGCUCUUUGGGCCACCAGGGAAGAAGGAUGCAAGCCUCAAGGACUUGCUUUUCAAAGACUCUGCUGUAGAGCUGAAGAGGAUCCCAGCACUGAUGGACACCCAGCUCUACCUGGGCUUUGAGUAUUACAGUGCCAUCCAGAGCCUCCAGGAAGACCAGCUGAAUCCCAACCGCAGGGAGAACAAGACCCGGUGGUGUGCAGUGGGGAAGAACGAGAAGAGCAAGUGUGACCUCUGGAGUGUGGUCAGCAACGGGGAGGUGGAGUGCACCGUGGCAGACAACACCAAGGACUGCAUCAUCAAGAUCAUGAAAGGUGAAGCAGAUGCCAUCAGCUUAGAUGGAGGUUUUGUCUACACUGCUGGGGUGUGUGGCUUGGUGCCAGUGAUGGGAGAGAGCUAUGAGGAUGACAGUCAGUGCAGGAAAGCAGAAGGAGAACCAGGUAAUUCCUGCCAGCAGGAGGGCAGAAAAGAGCCCUGAGAUGGGAAUAAGCAG